This is a messenger RNA of Blastomyces dermatitidis ER-3, 634 nucleotides long. RefSeq lists its product as uncharacterized. Lineage: Eukaryota; Fungi; Ascomycota; Eurotiomycetes; Onygenales; Ajellomycetaceae. Bases 80 to 634 code for a protein of 184 amino acids. Gene Ontology annotation, molecular function: carbon-sulfur lyase activity. The record is from RefSeq and is a predicted model, not a curated record. The transcript has 3 exons.
AACACACCCAUGAACUCUUCAGCACUGGCAAAAGAAAAAUAUUGUAAUAUUGCCAUUCACACAUUGAUACAGUUUGUCAAUGGUUUCAGAAACCCCCUCAGGCCUUGAAGAAUGGUCGCAAAGACCUCCCUACAAAGCCCAUCGAACCGAGGAAUUUGGCACUGUAUAUUGGACCGGGAAAUGCCAUUGUGGGAGAGUGACAUAUCAGAUAAAUAGAGAAAGGCCACUCGAUGUCAAAUACUGCCAUUGUACCGGAUGUCAAGUUCUGCAUGGUGCCCCAUUCCAGUGGGCGGCCAUCUUCCAUAAAUCGGAUAUGACCUUCACGCACGGCACCCAGGGACUGAAUUUCUACAACAGCGCAGAGAAACAACAUGCGCAUCAUCUGCCAUGUAAAGUUUCGUGCUCCUACUGCCACUCCCCGAUCAUGGAUGAGGGGAGGAAUGUCAUAUUACUGUUUCCAAGUCUGAUUGAAUCCAAGAGUGGAUUGGAGGAAGAGGGGCAGGGAGGGAGAAAUGUGAGGAAGAUUUUUGAGCCCAGCUGCCAUAUUUUUUACUCUCAACGGGUGGUUGAUGUUAGGGAUGGCAAGCCAAAGUGGGCGGGAAUGAAUGAUUCCAGUGAUCUAAUUCAUGAGUAA